AGAGUGGGACAAAGGGGAGGAGGGUCACGAGUCAAAGCGGCGGCGGGGAGGAUGCCACCGCCGGCGACUCACGGCCUCCGGGCUCCAGUUGGACCGGGUUAAGCAGAGCUUCAGAGGCUUCUAGAGCGGCGCGCGAACCUGCCGCUCCCCCUGCAGCGCAGAAGACCUGACACCCCCCUGCCUGACCCGCUGACAGCGCCACCCCACCCCCCUUCCCCAGAGAUGGCAAAUCCCGAGGUUGUAAUCAGUAGCUGCAGCUCUCAAGAAGAGGAAAAUCACUGUACUUUUAACCAGCAUACAUCGCCCUCUGAGGAGCUUCUGUUAGAAGACCAGAUGAGGCGAAAACUCAAAUUUUUUUUCAUGAAUCCUUGUGAGAAGUUCUGGGCUCGUGGUAGAAAACCAUGGAAGCUUGGCAUACAAAUUCUAAAAAUUGCGAUGGUGACUAUACAGCUGGUCUUUUUUGGGCUGAGUAACCAGAUGGUUGUAGCUUUCAAGGAAGAGAACACUAUAGCAUUCAAACACCUCUUCUUAAAAGGAUAUGUGGACCGAAUGGAUGACACUUACGCAGUCUACACGCAAAGUGAUGUGUAUGAUCAGAUCAUCUUUGCAGUCAACCAGUACUUGCAGCUGCGCAGUAUCUCAGUGGGGAAUCAUGCAUAUGAGAACAAGGGUACCGAGCAGUCUGCUAUGGCGAUCUGUCAGCACUUCUACAAGCAAGGGAACAUCUGUCCUGGAAAUGAUACCUUUGACAUUGAUCCAGAAAUGGAGACUGAAUGUUUCUUUGUAGAGCCCGAUGAACCUUUUCACAUUGGAACACUGGAAGAAAAUAAACUCAACUUAACACUGGACUUUCACAGACUCCUAACAGUGGAGCUGCAGUUUAAACUGAAGGCCAUUAAUCUGCAGACCAUUCGUCAUCACGAGCUCCCUGACUGUUACGACUUUACUCUGACUAUAACAUUUGACAAUAAGGCCCACAGUGGAAGGAUUAAGAUAAGCUUAGAUAACGACAUUUCCAUCAGAGAAUGUAAAGACUGGCACGUAUCAGGAUCAAUUCAGAAGAACACUCACUACAUGAUGAUCUUUGAUGCCUUUGUUAUUCUGAUAUGCUUGGCUUCCUUAAUCCUGUGCCUCCGAUCUGUGAUUACAGGACUUCAGCUUCAGCAGGAAUUUGUCAAUUUUUUCCUCCUCCAUUACAAGAAGGAAGUUUCUGUUUCUGAUCAAAUGGAAUUCGUCAAUGGAUGGUACAUCAUGAUUAUUAUUAGUGACAUAUUGACAAUUAUUGGAUCAAUUCUGAAAAUGGAAAUCCAAGCUAAGAGUCUAACAAGUUAUGACGUCUGUAGCAUACUUCUUGGGACUUCCACCAUGCUCGUGUGGCUCGGAGUCGUUCGAUACCUCGGUUUCUUUCAGAAGUACAACCUCCUUAUUCUGACCCUUCAGGCAGCGCUGCCCAAUGUCAUCAGGUUCUGUUGCUGUGCCGCAAUGAUUUAUUUAGGCUAUUGCUUCUGUGGAUGGAUUGUGCUGGGGCCUUACCAUGAUAAGUUCCGUUCUCUGAACAUGGUCUCCGAGUGCCUUUUCUCUCUGAUAAAUGGAGAUGAUAUGUUUGCCACAUUUGCAAAAAUGCAGCAAAAAAGUUAUUUGGUCUGGUUGUUUAGCAGAAUUUACCUCUACUCAUUCAUCAGUCUCUUUAUAUAUAUGAUUUUAAGUCUUUUCAUUGCACUGAUCACUGAUACAUAUGAAACAAUUAAGCAUUACCAACAAGAUGGCUUCCCAGAGACUGAACUUCGUACAUUUAUAGCAGAAUGCAAAGAUCUACCCAAUUCUGGAAAAUACAGAUUAGAAGACGACCCUCCAGGUUCUAUAUUCUGCUGUUGUAAAAAGUAGCUAUCAGACUAAUCUGUGCUCUAGAGGGAUAUAUAAUAUAUAGCUGAGUUGGGAAACUGUAUGGGUAUUUUAAGAUCAGGUACAGUAUAUUUGAAGACUAUUACUUUGAGCAAACCAAUGGCUAUAAUUUAUCAAGAACUAUUUAUAUUUUUAAAAGCAAUAUUUAAUGUCUUUUGCAGCUUUAUAUUGGGUUUAUUCUUUGAAAUUAACUUGGAUGAGAGAAGCCACUGGGUUCUUGUUAUUUCUUGUUUAUUUUGCCAUAAGCUUUAGAAUAUGUUCUCUAUCCCCCUCUUCAGCUCUUACACUCUUGCUUCCAGCUAUUUUUACUGGAUUGAUUGUGUCAUCAGUGGAGAACAAUGCCUAGUCUGACUUCAUAAAACUCACUAACUCUGGUCUUGACCACUCUCUGGGGUUCAUCCCUGAGAGAGAGGGGAAGUGGUUGGUAUAUAUCAGUAAUUAUUUUAUUUUAUUUUAUUUUAUUAUUUUAAUUUUAUGUUUUAUUGGAAAGAGAGAGCGAGCAAGCGAGCACGGGGGGGAGAAGGGCAGAGACAGAGAAAGCAAGAAUCUUAAGCAGGCUCCAUGCUCAGCAUGGGGCUCAACUUGGGGUUUGACGUGGGAUUAUACAUGGGGCUUGAUGUGGUGCUCAAUCCUUGGGAUUCUGACCUGAACCAAAAUCAAGAGUCAGUAGCUCAACCAACUGAGCCACCCAGGCAUCCCUAAUCAUCGGAUUUUAAAUUCUUCUCUUGGGGCGUCUGGGUGGCUCAGUGGGUUAAGCGUCUGACUCUGGAUUUUGACUCAGGUCAUGAUCUCACAGUUUGUGAGUUCAAGCCCUGCCUCAGGCUCUCUCCAGUCAGUGCAAUGCCCUCUUCAAGGAUCCUCAGUCAGUCAUUCUCUGCCCCUCCCCCACUAGCUCAUGCAUGUGCUCUCUCUCAAAAAUAAAUAAACAUUAAAGUACUUAAAAAAAAAAAAACCUUAAAAAAACAAUUAUGGUCAUAACUUAAAAAUAAGUAGAAAAUGUAUGCCUUAAAAGACGAAGAACAAAGUCUACAUUCCUUGGAUACUGCUGAUUGGAAUUUUAGGGAUUUUUACAACAUGUAUCUUUGUUUUGUGUGCUGUUCAUUCAAAUAGAAAUGAACUUAAUUAUGUGCAAUAAAGGUUUUCUCAAAGCAAA
Messenger RNA from Herpailurus yagouaroundi (jaguarundi), 3055 nucleotides. It is a transcript of the gene MCOLN3, whose product is annotated as mucolipin TRP cation channel 3. The record is from RefSeq and is a predicted model, not a curated record. Gene Ontology annotation, cellular component: plasma membrane; lysosomal membrane. The transcript has 13 exons. Lineage: Eukaryota; Metazoa; Chordata; Mammalia; Carnivora; Felidae. Gene Ontology annotation, molecular function: NAADP-sensitive calcium-release channel activity. Bases 223 to 1884 code for a protein of 553 amino acids.